CUCCUCCCCACCUCACUAUUCAACACUCUUCCUCGAUGAUGGCGCAAGAGGGCGACGAGAACGCCUACACCCACCUCAUCCUCGGGACUUCCCUGGCCCUUUCCAUCCUGUCGGCCUCCCUCUGCCAAACGCGGAAUACCCGCGUCCUUCAGGUGGACGCCAACGACUACUAUGGUGGCCCCAAUGCCUCUCUGACGCUCAAGCAGCUCGAGGACUACUUGGCCGGGCUGCCCAGCUCGAGUCAAGCACGAAUGACAUUUCCUGCCUUUGAUGCUCAAGGUCAGGCAAAGGAGAUCCCAUCUCAGCUUGCAGCGCUGGAUAGGCAUUACAGUCUUUCCCUCACGCCUGCCCUCCUCGCUGCUCAUGGCCCCGCGUUGGACGCUCUUGUUAGAUCCAAGGUGGCAAACUAUGCGACCUUCAGGCUGCUCCAACGGACGGCUGUCUACGAUGGCUACAGCGCUGAGGCAUCGUCGUCACAGUCUUCUCGGUUGCGUCCGGUGCCCUCGAGCAAAGAAGACGUCUUCAAAACGCCGGCGACGGUCCUGUCCCUCUUGGACAAGCGCAAACUCAUGAAGUUGCUUCAGUGGUGCGCGACAGCGUCCCUUGACGACAGAUACACAGGCGAAGAGAGUGGAGACGACCCGACUCUCGCUGCAGCUCUUGCGUCGCCCAAUCUCCACUCCUUCCUCGAAGCUCAGCAACGUCUGUCUCCCUCCCUCUCCACGGCAAUAGCCUACGGUCUCUGCCACUCUCCUGACGCCCGCUCAGAGCCAUGUCUCCCCGCGUUGAAGAGGUUGCAGACGCACCUACGCUCUACGGGCAAGUAUGGAAACGCUGCGUACCUCGUAGCUCAGUAUGGUGGAGCAGGGGAGCUGGUCCAGGGCUAUGCACGAGCGGCUGCCGUCGGUGGUGCGACGUUCGUGUUGGGGAGGAGAGUAGAGAAGUGUGAGAGGAAGGAUGGUCAGGACGUCUACGAUGUCAGAGUGCAAGGAGUUGAUGAGACAUUCAGAUGUGGGAAGGUGGUGGGCACUAAAAGAGAUCUCACGAGACUCGGGCUCCACGCAGGGCCCAGCAGAACCGCUGCGGAGGCGACGACUUCUACGUCAACGCUGCAGGGUCUGCUCAUUCUGGAUCGAGGCGUACAGAUGCCCUCAUCCGCCGCAACAGAGACGAGUUCAAACGAUGCUGAUGAACCACAAAAGCCAGAACCGCCAAUCGAAACGGCCCUCAUCGUCUUCCCUCCUCAUUCCCUGGCCCUCGGCGACAGCAAGGAUGACACGAGCCCAGUCACUGUCACGGCUCUCGUUCUAGGCGAAGGCACUUUCUGCUGCCCGAAGGGACAGUACGUCGUGCAGAUCACUGCUGCGGGCCUGCCUGCUGAGUCGCAAGGCCAAGCCAGCAGGCUGUUCGACGCGGCUAAGCAGGCUGUUCUAGGGUUGGCGAGCGAAAGUGAGGUCGAGUGGAAGAAGGAGCGGAGCGAGGGUGCAGGACACGUGGGCGGCGGAGUGUCAGGAUCACCAGCCGGGGCUGAAGCGAUCCUACCGCUCAUGGAAGCCUUCUGGCUCUCAGUGGACGAUGAUCAAGAGGAAAUCAUCGAAGUGCUAGACGCAGCCACUCCCACAUCGAGCCUCGCACCGACGACGACCUCAGCAGGUCUUUCACUGCUCUCGACCACCCUAGAGUCCUCCACGAACCAGGCAGAGUCCCUCUUCUACUCGCUCCACGGCAUCCUCACGCCGCCAUACCCGGACGCUACGGCACAGCGCAAGCGUGGCGGAAGGAGAAGAAGAGAUCCGGCUGAGUAUCGUGGAAGAGCGGGGGCGGGGCCUGAGGAUGAGGAGGACGAAGGCGAGGGCAGAGAAAGGGAGGAAGACAAGGAGGAUGAGGGGCCACUCUUCUUUCCGGUAGAGCAAAAGAGAGGCGACGAUGAGGAAGAGGAAGCAUGACGGGGAGAGUUCUACUGUACUGAAUACCAGCUCAGCCCAAUUCCAUUGCUGCAAGCACGAUCAAAGGGCGGGGAUGGAUGCUAAAUGAUCAUAGAUUGGAUCGAGGCGAGAUCGAGAAGUUAUACGAAACAAAGAGCGUAAGAGCGAGGGAGAAGCAAAAUGAAGAAACAAGAGACGGGCGACCAGGCGCCAGAAUUUGAACAAGGGUAGGUGUGAUGAAUCGAAGGUAGGGAGCACGGUGCGAUGGGUCUGCUUGAAUGCUAGUAAUACAAUGAUGAGUCUCUGGAACUGCGU
Jaminaea rosea is the source of this 2240-nucleotide messenger RNA. RefSeq names its product FAD/NAD(P)-binding domain-containing protein. NCBI's taxonomy places the organism in Eukaryota, Fungi, Basidiomycota, Exobasidiomycetes, Microstromatales. Gene Ontology annotation, molecular function: GDP-dissociation inhibitor activity. Gene Ontology annotation, cellular component: cytosol; nucleus; Rab-protein geranylgeranyltransferase complex. Gene Ontology annotation, biological process: vesicle-mediated transport; protein geranylgeranylation; small GTPase-mediated signal transduction. The transcript has a single exon. The coding region runs from base 39 to 1946 and encodes 635 amino acids. The record is from RefSeq and is a predicted model, not a curated record.